CUUCGCAGCAGCUGCGUGGCCCACUUGGCAAUCCUGUCCGUGCUUCUUCCUCACGCCCGCCUCCUCUUGUCACCUCACGUCUCAGCCUCUUUGCUCAAUUCCCUCUGAAUCUACCGCUUUUCGAGCGCCGCAGAAGGCGAGAGGUGGUGUUCGGGGCUACAGGACUCGCCCUUAAGUGCACCCCUGCUCGGCAUUGGGGGGCACAGGCAUGGACACCAAGCGCUGCUUCCCCAACCGCUUCGAUGACUACCAGGGCAGCUUGCUGGCCGGCCAGUGUGAGGACGCGGUGGCUCCGUUGGUCACCGCCACUAUCGAGCGAAUCCUCAAGGAGCUGCCCCCGCUCGGGGGCGGCGCUGAGGCCCGGGGGUCUGCGGCCGUGACCAGCAGCUGCCAAGGCGGACUGUACGGUGGCGUCGCUGGGGUGGCCUACAUGCUCUACCAUGUCUCGCAGAGCCCGCUCUUUGCUGCGGCCCGAGAGCGCUACCUGCGCUCUGCCAAGCGCCUCAUAGAUGCAUGCGCUCGUGCUGAGGAGUGGGGCGAGCCGGAUGCCGACACCCGCGCAGCCUUCCUGCUGGGGGGCGCGGGCGUGUACGCUGUGGCCACGCUGGUGUACCACGCCCUGGGCCGGUCUGACUACGUGCAGCCUCUGGGCAAGUUCCGGGCUCUGUGCGCCGUCUGCGCGCCAGUCUCCUUCCUAGAGUGUGGCUCCGAUGAGUUGUUUGUGGGCCGUGCGGGCUACCUGUGUGCUGCGCUAGUGCUCAAGCAGAAACUCGCCCAGGAGGUGCUGACUCCAGCACAGAUCAAAUCAAUUUGUCAAGCAAUUCUCGACUCUGGGAAGCAGUAUGCCAUGAAAAAGAGGAAACCAUUUCCCCUGAUGUAUUCUUACUAUGGAACUGAAUAUUUGGGAGCAGCUCAUGGUCUGUCAUCCAUUCUCCAGAUGCUUCUUUCUUACUAUGAGCACAUCAAGCCCUCAGAUCAGGAGCUGGUAUGGCAGAGUGUGGACUUCCUCAUGGAACAGGAACAAAACUGCAACUGGCCACCUGAGCUUGGCGAGGCCAUUGAGAGAGAAAAUGAGCUGGUGCACUGGUGCCACGGUGCCCCAGGAAUUGCCUAUUUGUUUGCCAAAGCUUAUCUCGUUUCCAAGAAACCACAGUACCUGGACACGUGUAUCCGGUGUGGAGAGCUCACAUGGCAGAAGGGCCUACUAAAGAAGGGGCCGGGAAUUUGCCAUGGUGUAGCUGGCAGUGCUUAUGUCUUCCUGCUGCUAUAUCGGCUCACAGGAAACUCUAAAUACAUCUACCGAGCCCAAAGGUUUGCUGAAUUUUUAUUUACCGAGGAAUUCAAGGCAGGUUCUCGUGUGCUUGAAAGUAUAUACAGCUUGUAUGAAGGCUUCUCUGGGACAGUGUGCUUUCUGAUUGAUCUGCUGCAGCCCAGUCAGGCAGAGUUCCCUCUCUUCAGCGUCUUUGUUUAGAAGACUCCAUGUCCCACUGUGGCAUUGCAGAAAGUCCCCGAGAUUUCCCAAGCCUAAUGAAGACAGUUUCCAUACAAGACACAUUCAAUGGUAUCACAACCAUGAGCCUUACCAUUGCCACAAGAAGGAAGGAAAAAAGGAAGGGGGAUGGUGGAUCAGGCAUGUGAAGGCAACGUGAUACCAGACUUAAGGUAGAACAGUUUGAGAACCUGAAAAAUAAAGACACCACAACUCUUCUAAAAACCAUAGAAAUUCAGUAUUUCAGAGACUAGGAAUUAAACCAGAAAUUACAGGAGAAAUGGAAAGAUAAAUCAUUCAUUUUUCAGUUAGGGCAUAUAAAACAAAAUUGAAAUGUGAGCAAUGGCCAUAAAAUGAGAACACCUUUGGAAUUUGAGAGAGAAUUUGACCAUUUGUGGGUGCCCUCCACCACUAAAUUCAGCAGUAAACACAAUCUGAAACUAAAAUAAUUGGCCAGGAGAAAGCUGCCAGGAUGGAUGAAGUGUCAGGUUGCUGAAGGACAAAAAAAAAAAAAGGAAGCUCUUGGUUGUCCUAUGCCUUUAUUUACUGAAAUGCAUGAUUUUUACUAAAUGGAGAAAUUUUCAUAUGAACCUCUAUUUUUAUCAUUGCCCUGGGCACAUACCAUAACAUCAUUAAAACCCUGAAAUUUGAA
Molecule: messenger RNA, 2141 nt
Organism: Artibeus jamaicensis (Jamaican fruit-eating bat)
Lineage: Eukaryota; Metazoa; Chordata; Mammalia; Chiroptera; Phyllostomidae
Gene: LANCL3
Product: LanC like family member 3
Exons: 5
Coding region: 209-1471 (420 amino acids)
Biological process (GO): peptide modification; carbohydrate metabolic process
Cellular component (GO): plasma membrane
Source: RefSeq, a predicted model, not a curated record